UUCCGGCCGAGAGUCGGCGCAGUGCGCCGGCGCGCAUCGCAGGACGACGGCGGGCGGGCCUGAGUGGCUGCGUCUCUGGCGCCGUCUGUAAAUGGCGUUGGUGGCGGGAAAGUUGAGUCUCUCGUGCGCCCAGCCUGCGGGGCGAUGUGUAGUGACUUCCGUAGGGCUGAGUCUGGGACCGAGCUCCUUGCCCGACUUGAAGGGAGAAGUUCCUUAAAAGAAAUUGAACCGAAUCUGUUUGCUGAUGAAGAUUCACCUGUGCAUGGUGAUAUUCUUGAAUUUCAUGGUCCGGAGGGAACAGGAAAAACAGAAAUGCUUUAUCAUUUAACAGCACGAUGUAUACUUCCAAAAUCAGAAGGUGGACUGGAACUAGAAGUCUUAUUUAUCGAUACAGAUUACCACUUUGACAUGCUUCGGCUUGUUACAAUUCUUGAGCAUAGACUGUCUCAAAGCUCAGAAGAAAUAAUAAAACACUGCCUUGGAAGAUUUUUUUUAGUCUGUUGUAACAGUAGCACCCAGCUUCUGCUCACACUUCACUCACUAGAAGCUCUGCUGUGUAGUCACCCCUCUCUGUGCGUCUUGAUUCUGGAUACCCUGUCGGCUUUCUACUGGAUAGACCGAGUCAAUGGAGGGGAGAGCGUUACCUCACAGGAGUCUACUCUGAAGAAAUGUGCUCAGGUCCUAGAGAGACUUGUCAGUGAGUAUCGCUUGGUUCUUUUCGCAACAACACAGAGUAUAAUGCAGAAAGCCUCGAACUCACCAGAAGGGCCCGCUUUGGCCUGUCAGCGUCUUCAUGAACCAGAUGUUGACUACAGACCCUAUCUCUGCAAGACCUGGCAACAAGUGGUAAAGCAGAGAAUAUUUUUCUCCAAACAAGAUGAUCCUAAAAGCCACAAACAAUUCUCAUUAAUGUCAUGCCAUUCAAAAAGUAACAGUGCAAAAAACCAUUUGUUUGUUAUUGGAGAAAGUGGGGUUCAGUUUUGUUGACAUGUGUCAUAAAAUAGUCUUUUGCAAGCUACAGUGCAAGUCUUUAAAAGUUUCUUACAGGCUAGGGUGGUUUGAGUCUAAAGUGUCAAACGGGGCUGGGGAUUUAGCUCAGUGGUUUUGCUGCCUGCUGUGCAAGCGCAAGGACCCGAGUUUGAUCUCUGGUACCAAAAAAAAAAAGUGUCAAAUAGGGGUGGGGGGGAUUAACAUAACAGUAUUUCUGCACUGAAUGGAUUUCAUUUCAUUUCUUUUCUCUCUCUCUCUCUCUCUCUCUCUCUCUCUCUCUCUCUCUCUUUUUCUCUUUCUUUCUGUUUUCUUUCAGCCAAAUUUAUGAUCCUGCUACCUCAGCCUCCCAAAUGCUGGGAUUAACUGCAUGUGCUACCUUACCCAGCUUUCAGUUCUGUAAUUCUUUAUUGUGUUAUUAUUGUCCUCAGUACCUUGCAAGAAUUUUGUGUAGCUUUACUAAUUGUUUUCAUUGGAAGGUUUGUUCCUCAUCCACUCAGCUAUUUUCAGAAGUUAUCCAAAUCCAGCCGGGUGUUGUGGUGGUGCACCCACUCAGGAGGCUGAGGCAGGAGGAUCAUUGUGAGUUUGAGGCCAGCCUGAACUACAUGUCGAGACCCUGUCUCAAAAAAAAAAAGGAGACAAAAGAAUAAAAUGUUGCAUAUUUUACCAUAUAAACUAAUAGUAAAUAAAACAGGGCAUUUUUAAAAUUUAAUGUCACUUUCUGUUUCUUUUAUUUUAUUGGUAAAGAUGCUAUGAAAGAACUUUGUAAAUAACUGAGAAGCGAAGCAGAUGGCCAGACAAGGUAGAAGAAAAGAUCCAAUUAAUCCACAAACUAUAGUUCACCUGAACAAUGGAGAAAAAAGAAACUUCCCCCAAAUUAGGUGGGCCAGACAUUCUUCUCCUUAAAGGGCAACCCCAUUUCUGGCAUUAUAUGUCAUUUCUCCCCUGAAGCAAAUGUCUGUCUAUGGAAAGAAUAAAGUAAUGAGGUUCGCCAUCAGGCAUCACCAGGCUUGUUCUUGACCUGGUGUCCUGGGGUGGACAGACCAUAUCUCAAGCUAGGGUUAGGUGGCACCAGGCCACCUCAUAGGAAGGAUCAGAGCCGAGUCACAGAUCAAACUAAAUGCAACUCUAGCCUGGCAGGGUGAGCAGCCAGAGAGGAUGCCAAGAAGGAGGCUCAGUGGGAUUGGCAGACAAGUGGGCCACAGGUCCAGGGGUGUCAGAGACCCGGCAAGGUGCUGGCAGCUGGAAGGAUGUGGUUCGAUGUCAAAAGGUGGGCAGGCUGCUUUCCUUUCCUUCUCAUCCGAGCCAGCCUGGCUCUGGAUAGGGCCUGUUGGGAAUUUCAUGCUGCUUCCGUGGCAAAGAGGGAUGGGGCUCCGACUUCUCCCGGCAGAGGCGAUCACAGCACCCAGACCACACCAGUGUGGUGUUUCCGGGGUUGAUCCGAUGUCUCCUAAUCAUUGACAACUUCAGGGCAGGGGUGAUGUUUGUAGAAAAUAUCUCCCACUGUGCUGAAAGAGGACUUAAAUAUUCAAGGAGAGGAGCAUAAAGAAAAAGCCAAACAUACAGGUUCUCCCUGCCUCUCAUAACCACUGUUUAUUGUGACAGGGUCUUACUGUGUAGCCCAUGCUGGCCUCUAACUCUCAGUGAUCUUCCUGCCUCAACCUCCUGAAUGCUAGGAUUACAGGCAUAUGCCUUGCAUGGACUCUUCUCGUACAACUUUAACAAGCAACUUAUCCAGUGACACUUGCUUUUGCCUCCUUUUGAGAAUUUUGCAGAAAUGUGAUACUGAAUUGUUCAAAUUUCAUUUUUAAGCACUCAGAAAACUGAGAUUGAGCUGGAAUUUCUGUGGAUUUCAAAUAGCCCUUGUUUUAGUUUCUAUAAUUUCAUUGAAUGAAUCAAACUCUCCUAAGCAACAUAGUUCUGGAAGAAUUUCAAGACAGGGCGGAGGAUUUAGCUCAGUGGCACUGCACCUGCCUCGAAAGCACAAGGUCCUGAGUUCGAUCUCCACUACCAGCAGGGAGGGGGGAACACAAUAAUGAAAAUAAAGAUACUUCUCAUUUCCUUAAAAAAAAAAAAAGGAAUUUCAAGACAGUGGUUGCUUAUGUUCUCCAACCCUGUACCUCUCCCACCUUUGACCACGCAACUCAUUUUUUGGCUAAAAUAUUUUGUGUGAUGUAGUUUGUUUGAAUGCCAUUUUUAUUACGAUCAAACACAAGCAAAAGUAAACUAUAUAUUUUUAAAGGCUUCAUAAAAAGCAAAGAGAUAAACAAAAUUCAGGGGUGUGGUUCCUGGAGGGGUGGAGGGCAGUAAGGGAGAUGCUUCAGGUGAUGUUUGUUUUAGUCCUUAAAUCAGAAGCUUCUGCUCCUGAGUUUGCACUGUUCUUUGCUAACUCAGGUGUGUGAGAGAGAUUUAUAGGACCAGAUUUUAGAUUAAAAUGAUUUUUGAAAAAUACAAAGUACAAACUAUAUUUAAAUGCAAAAAUUUUAUUUCAUUAAAAGACACAUUGUGCACUGGGUGUGGUGGCACAUGCCUGUUGGUGUGGUGUUUUGAGACGGUUUCCCUUUGUAGUUCAGGCUGGCCUUGAACUCACUAUGUAUCCCAGGAUGGCCUCAAACUCAGCAAUUCUCCUGCUUCAGCCUUUGCUAAAGUAUUUUGAAUCUCUUUAACUAUCCUUGGGAUUAAAAAUUAUGGAAUUAAAAAAAAAUUAUGGAAUUUAAAUACCGUAUAUAUGCAAGCAUGGUGGCACAUACGUGUAAUCCCAGCACUCAGAAGGGAGAGGCAGGAGAAUUGUUGAAAACUCAGGACCAGCCUUGCUACAUAGUGAAUUCACGGCCAUGUUGAACUACAUAGUAAGACCCUGUUUCAAACAACAACAACAACAAUAUGUAUAUUGUAUGUAUUUCUCACCAAAGAAAAACCUGCAAAGUAGUAAGCUUGGUUUGAGUGAAAUAAAACAAGUUAAUUCUUUUUGGG
This is a messenger RNA of Heterocephalus glaber (naked mole-rat), 3960 nucleotides long. It is a transcript of the gene Xrcc2, whose product is annotated as X-ray repair cross complementing 2. Gene Ontology annotation, molecular function: ATP binding; four-way junction DNA binding; ATP-dependent DNA damage sensor activity. The record is from RefSeq and is a predicted model, not a curated record. Gene Ontology annotation, biological process: DNA strand invasion; double-strand break repair via homologous recombination. Gene Ontology annotation, cellular component: Rad51B-Rad51C-Rad51D-XRCC2 complex; centrosome; replication fork. NCBI's taxonomy places the organism in Eukaryota, Metazoa, Chordata, Mammalia, Rodentia, Bathyergidae.